AGCCUCGUCUUCAAUCCAAGAUGUCAGCCUCCAUGAAAAUUAUGUUCUCUCACAUUUCUCAACUAAAUCACCAUUUACGGAAGCAGUAUGCAUCAAAUAAACUACUAUCAAUAAGCAGGAACUACGCAUUCUGGUCGCGUAAAAAGAAGGAAAAUGUUGAUGAAAUCAUCGAAACACGUGGUCAUAAUACUCAGGAAGAUGGACCAAAUGUCGACAAUGCUGUUCAAACACUUACAAGAAAAACGUCUGUGAAAACAACCCAUGGCUAUACUCCACCCUCUGAUGUUGAGCAGCGAGUGAAUACAAUUGCAACAGAUGUUUUUGGAGGAGACAUGACCCACAAUACAGUCAUUGGAGAUCAGUCUAAAAAAGUUAAGUUGCUGACAAAAUGUAUAGAUGCCUUUGAGCAUGACAUCCCAAACUAUGAACUAAACCAACUGAUAACAUUAUCAGAUGUCGUAAAAUAUUUCAACACUGAGAUUCGUGACACCACAAAAUAUGACGAACUAGCGAACUUGGAUUUGCCUAAAAAUCUGUAUAUUCAAAAAGAUUACAUUCGUUUCACAGAAGAAACAAAAGGAUUUUUUAAGGAUGGGAAAACUGCCUUCCCUGGUCGUGAUACCAUAGUAACAGGUCUGAAAUACAAGAAAAUGUACAAGGGAUAUAAAGAUACAAAGUAUAGAUUUGAGGAAUAGAUUGGUAUUUGUCAGUUUUACAAACGGUAGUGAUUUUGCCAAGGAUUUGAGGCCAGCUCAUUAGUAUCACAUUGCUGACCAGUAACAAUAUGUUUUUCCUAUGCAACAUGGACAUUUCUGGUGAUGUACAUCAACAGUAAUUGUUGCGUAUGGUAAUGGGACAUUUUAGCUACAUAAAUCCCUGAAUUCAUUCUUGUAACCAUGGAAAUAUGAUGUUCUCUUAAGACCUAGAUUUAGGAGUUUCUCACUUCAUAAAUUCUUGUGAUGAUGUCUCUCUGGAACAAAUGAACAGAGCAUUCCUUGUUGUUAGAAUUUCUAUCAUCGUAACCAUGGAAAUAUGAUGU
Molecule: messenger RNA, 1039 nt
Organism: Owenia fusiformis
Lineage: Eukaryota; Metazoa; Annelida; Polychaeta; Sabellida; Oweniidae
Source: the annotation of a GenBank genome assembly